Molecule: messenger RNA, 449 nt
Organism: Penaeus indicus
Lineage: Eukaryota; Metazoa; Arthropoda; Malacostraca; Decapoda; Penaeidae
Gene: MED18
Product: mediator of RNA polymerase II transcription subunit 18-like
Exons: 5
Coding region: 36-449 (137 amino acids)
Biological process (GO): termination of RNA polymerase II transcription; regulation of transcription by RNA polymerase II
Cellular component (GO): core mediator complex; mediator complex
Molecular function (GO): transcription coregulator activity
Source: RefSeq, a predicted model, not a curated record
ACAUUGAUAUUUUCCUCUUUUUCAGAUUCCUAAUCAUGGCUUUAACAGUACCCAAUGCCAUGGAUACAAUUGAUUCAGCCCAGAAGAAUGCAAUUGUACAUGAUCAAGAGUUUUUACUACAGGGAUCAGUGUUGGAUGCAUCACUGUUAGUAGUGAUUGAUAGACUACGAGGACUCUGUGAUAAUGCUGACAUCCAACCAGAGACAUUUCAUGAUCAUGAGAUUGUGUUCCUUUUGAAGGAUUUUUCUGCUGCACCCACACCUGGUCCUACGUCACAAGGUGUUAUGCUGAGAGUAAGACGAGCUGUAGAUCACCCAGAGCUGCCCUAUCAGUUACGCUACGUUGGAUUCCCAGAAAUUGCUGGUAACAAAAACCCUAGAGAAAAUAUGGAAAAUGGCCGCCAAAAGGCUGUCACCUUGGAUAACCCCUCAAACCGGGACUGGGACUAG